GGACCCGGAUUUAAAGAGACAGGAGCUCCAACCGUUGUGAGCUGCCUACGGCCUGUGGGCGCCUGGACCCGAGGCCUCCGCUGUAUGACUUUGGUUUUUAAGAUCCUUUUCCCACAAGCUCUCCGUGCACUCAGCCGAAAAGAACUGUGCCUAUUCCGAGAACAACGUCACUGGCCUGACAUAAGACAAUUCAGCCAGUGGUCAGAAACAGAUCUCCUUCAUGGACGCUGCCUCCUCCAAAGAAGUAAGCCUGUUCUGUCAUUCCUGGGAGGCCAUCUAAGACCACGUGCCACCUGCCUUGUUUUCUUGCCAGGGUCGCAUGUGGGACUCUGCAGUGACCCCUAUGAGAUGGCCGAGCAACGGUUCUGUGUCGACUAUGCCAAGCGUGGUACAGCUGGCUGCAAAAAAUGCAAGGAAAAGAUUGUGAAGGGCGUUUGCCGAAUUGGCAAAGUGGUACCCAAUCCCUUCUCAGAGUCCGGGGGUGAUAUGAAAGAGUGGUACCACAUUAAAUGCAUGUUUGAGAAACUGGAGCGGGCCCGGGCCACCACAAAAAAAAUCGAGGACCUCACAGAGCUGGAAGGCUGGGAAGAGCUGGAAGAUAAUGAGAAGGAACAGAUAACCCAGCACAUUGCAGUGGUGUACAUAUUUUGCAAAGAGAUGCACAUCAGUCUGGUCCUCUGCUUGGCUAAAGGCAAAAUGAAUUCAUCUCUGUUGUUUCUCUCUCCAUCAGCCAAGCCAAAUAACUCUGGUGAAGCCCCCUCAAGCCCUGUCCUUAAGAAAAGUCUGUCUUCAAGCAAAUGUGACCCCAAGCACAAGGACUGUCUGCUGCGGGAGUUUCGGAAGUUGUGCGCCAUGGUGGCUGAUAAUCCUAGCUACAACACAAAGACCCAGAUCAUCCAGGACUUCCUGCGGAAAGGCUCAGCAGGAGAUGGUUUCCACGGUGAUGUGUACCUAACGGUGAAGCUGCUGCUGCCGGGUGUCAUUAAGAGUGUUUACAACUUGAAUGACAAGCAGAUUGUGAAGCUUUUCAGUCGCAUUUUUAACUGCAACCCAGAUGAUAUGGCACGGGACCUAGAGCAGGGUGACGUGUCAGAGACAAUCAGAGUCUUCUUUGAGCAGAGCAAGUCUUUCCCCCCAGCUGCCAAGAGCCUCCUUACCAUCCAGGAAGUGGAUGAAUUCCUCCUGCGGCUCUCCAGGCUCACCAAGGAGGAUGAGCAGCAACAGGCCCUGCAGGACAUCGCCUCCAGGUGUACAGCCAAUGACCUUAAGUGCAUCAUCAGGUUGAUCAAACAUGAUCUGAAGAUGAACUCAGGUGCAAAACAUGUGUUAGACGCCCUUGAUCCCAAUGCCUAUGAAGCCUUCAAAGCCUCGCGCAACCUGCAGGAUGUGGUGGAGCGGGUCCUCCUCAACGAGCAGGAGGUGGAGAAAGAGCCUGGCCGGAGACGGACUCUGAGCGUCCAGGCCUCGCUGAUGACACCUGUACAGCCCAUGCUGGCCGAGGCCUGCAAGUCCAUCGAGUACGCGAUGAAGAAAUGUCCCAACGGCAUGUUCUCCGAGAUCAAGUAUGAUGGCGAGCGAGUCCAGGUGCAUAAGAACGGGGAACACUUCAGCUACUUCAGCCGCAGCCUCAAGCCCGUCCUACCUCACAAGGUGGCCCACUUUAAGGACUACAUCCCCCAGGCUUUUCCCGGGGGACACAGCAUGAUCUUGGACUCUGAGGUGCUCCUGAUUGACAACAAGACAGGCAAACCAUUGCCCUUUGGGACUCUAGGAGUACACAAGAAAGCUGCCUUCCAAGAUGCUAAUGUCUGCCUAUUUGUUUUUGAUUGUAUCUACUUUAAUGAUGUCAGCUUGAUGGACAGGCCUCUGUGUGAGCGGCGGAAGUUUCUUCAUGACAACAUGGUUGAAAUUCCAAACCGGAUCAUGUUCUCGGAAAUGAAGCGAGUCACGAAAGCUUCAGACUUGGCCGACAUGAUAAACCGGGUGAUCCGGGAGGGGUUGGAAGGGCUGGUGCUGAAGGAUGUGAAGGGUACAUAUGAGCCUGGGAAGCGGCACUGGCUGAAAGUGAAGAAAGACUAUUUGAACGAGGGGGCCAUGGCCGACACAGCUGACCUGGUGGUCCUCGGGGCCUUCUAUGGGCAAGGGAACAAAGGCGGCAUGAUGUCAAUCUUCCUCAUGGGCUGCUAUGACCCCAGCAGCCAGAAGUGGUGCACGGUCACCAAGUGUUCAGGAGGCCAUGAUGAUGCCACACUUGCCCGCCUACAGAAGGAACUGGACAUGGUGAAGAUCAGCAAGGAUCCCAGCAAAAUACCCAGCUGGCUGAAGAUCAACAAGAUCUACUAUCCUGACUUCAUCGUGCCAGACCCAAAGAAGGCCGCUGUGUGGGAAAUCACAGGGGCUGAAUUCUCCAAAUCUGAGGCUCACACUGCUGAUGGGAUCUCCAUCCGAUUCCCUCGCUGCACCCGAAUCCGUGACGAUAAGGACUGGAAAUCUGCCACUAACCUCCCCCAGCUCAAGGAACUAUACCAGCUGUCCAAGGAGAAGGCAGACUUCACUGUAGUGGCUGGAGAUGAGGGGAGCUCUACUACAGGGGGCAGCAAUGGAGAGAACGAGGGCACCUCAGGGUCUGCUGUGCCCCGCAAGGUCCCCAGAGCCUCCCCCAGCAAGCCCUCUGCCAGUGCCAGGAAAGCAGAAGGGAAGCUGAGUAACCCCAGCAGCAAAGGCGGCAGCGUGCUGACUGCAAAGCCUUCCCCUGUGAAAGUGGGAGAGAAGCUGACCACGACGUCUUCUCCAGUGAAAGUGGGGCAAAAGCGGAAAGCUGCUGAUGAGACCGCGUGCCAAACAAAGGUGCUGCUGGACAUCUUCACCGGGGUGCGGCUCUACUUGCCGCCCUCCACACCGGAUUUCAACCGUCUCAGACGCUACUUUGUGGCAUUUGAUGGGGACCUGGUGCAGGAAUUUGACAUGGCCUCAGCCACACAUGUGCUGGGUAGCAGAGACAAGAACCCUGAGGCCCAGCAGGUCUCCCCGGAGUGGAUCUGGGCAUGUAUCCGGAAACGGAGACUGGUGGCUCCCUGCUAGGAUUGCUGCCCUCCGUCUCCCUUGGGCCACACUCGCCCUCACCACACUGCUGCACUGGGCUCAGGCUGAAGGCAGGCAGACAGGAACAGGACAGGGAAUGGGCUUCUUCAAAACCCACCAAUCCUCCAUGGUGUCUUCUGGACCAGGAAUUAGCUGCUGUGGGUACCACAAGUGAAGUCAGUUUCUCUCGCUAGUUUAAAUAGGACUUUCAGAUCUGGGUGCUGGCUGUCAUUUUUGUUUUCUUUGAAAAGGUUAGGGGUUGUUUUUGUUUUUAAAUAUAAGUAUCUUAUAGGUAUCUGUCCUUCCCCACCUGUACCCCUAUAAUUUCCGUAGUGAUUAAGGAAUAAAGGCUGGGCUAUUGAAGCCCUGUCCACGAAGUCUUCCCUCCCUGCCUGCCCUUUUAAAAAGUUGUAUUUAAAGGACUGCCCUCAGAAAUGUUUCUUAUAUUUAGUAGAACUUGUAUUCACCCUGGCCCCUUUUGCCAGGAGUAAACCCUCGUUUGAAAGAGAACAAAAUGAACUUCUAUGACGAUUCUUGUGUUCUCCGAUUACAGGGCGAGGAUCCCCAGUUUGAAGGGCGGGGACUAGGAUCAGGUAGGAAGUGUGGCCCUUGUGAAGAAAAGGGAGGUUAUUGGGCUGCCCCUCUGGGGGGAUAGAGGGCUCCAGGAAGAUCUGCCUUCCCAAAAUCUGGAAAUAAGACUGCUCUUUAAGAAUAAAAGCCCACACUUCAGAACAGAUCUAUACAACCUGCCUGACAAAGAACUGCUCCUGUGCCAGCUGAGGCUGAUUUAUUUGAAGGACAAAAAGACAACAAUUUAGUGUAGGUACCUGCUGUUCCAUAGAAUUUUUUCUAUUGGCUAUUGCCCAGGCUGGCCUCAAACUCCUGGG
Molecule: messenger RNA, 3968 nt
Organism: Propithecus coquereli (Coquerel's sifaka)
Lineage: Eukaryota; Metazoa; Chordata; Mammalia; Primates; Indriidae
Gene: LIG3
Product: ligase III, DNA, ATP-dependent
Exons: 20
Coding region: 85-3081 (998 amino acids)
Biological process (GO): DNA recombination; mitochondrial DNA repair; DNA biosynthetic process
Cellular component (GO): DNA ligase III-XRCC1 complex
Molecular function (GO): zinc ion binding; ATP binding; DNA ligase (ATP) activity
Source: RefSeq, a predicted model, not a curated record